Molecule: messenger RNA, 1056 nt
Organism: Cooperia oncophora
Lineage: Eukaryota; Metazoa; Nematoda; Chromadorea; Rhabditida; Trichostrongylidae
Source: the annotation of a GenBank genome assembly
AUGUAUUCUCGGCUACGGACAGGUGACAUCACGAAAUCAACGAUUAUUGUUGUUGGCGGUGGAUUGCUUGGGUAUGCUGCCACUGAGUUACUGUGGGGCUCGGAACCUUUCUACGAAAAAGCGGUAAUGCCACUUGUUCACAAAUACGUUGAUGGAGAAACAGCCCACAAUCUAGCCGUUCGUGCAGCUUCCUGGGGCCUGAUUCCGCGCUUUGGCCCUAAUCGACGAGAAUAUGACGAGCUAGCAUGUGAGGUGUCGGGUUUCGGUCUUGUCGAAGUGGGUUCAGUAACACCCAUACCUCAAGAAGGGAAUGCAAAACCACGAAUGUUCCGAUUGCUUGAAGACGAGGGAAUCAUAAACCGAUACGGUUUCAAUAGCGAUGGUGCUAAUAAGGUCUCGAAGCGUGUCAAAGCAGCAAGAGCUCGACGAAGUAUCAACGCGGCUCCAGUAGGAGUGAAUCUUGGAAAAAAUAAGUUCGCUGAAGAUCCAAAGGUCGAUUACGAGGUUGGUGUCAAUCACUUCGCCCCUAUUUCUGAUUACCUUGUCGUGAAUGUCUCUUCACCGAACACACCUGGUCUUCGAUCUAUGCAAAAGCGAGCUGAUUUACAAAGUUUGCUUGCGCAUGUAAAGUACAUUGUCGACGCGAAUCGUUUGGAAAAAAGGCCAAAGGUUCUUCUGAAAAUAGCUCCUGAUCUCGAACUAUCUGAGAAAAAGGAUAUUGCACAGGUAGUGUUGGAUAGGAAGUACGGUGUUGAUGGUUUGAUUGUCUCUAAUACAACAAUUUCUCGUCCCGAAACUCUAAAAAGCGAGUUCAAACAUGAAGCCGGAGGUCUGAGCGGUGCACCCAUUCGCAAGUUGAGUACAGACUGCAUAAAGGAGAUGUACAGCCUUACUCAAGGACGUAUUCCUAUAGUAGGAUGCGGUGGUGUGUCAAGCGGUGAAGAUGCAUACGAGAAGAUUCGAGCAGGAGCUUCUGUGGUGCAGCUCUAUUCUGCACUCGCUUUUCAAGGUUUCCCAGUUAUUGGGAAGGUGAGGAAAGGCGUCUUACAAGAAUAA